CUCCGGAAGCUGCGGAUGCACUCUCUAGCUUGACUGCGCCUCUCGGUCGGUACUGGAUGUCUGCACACAGCCGCUCAGCUCAGCGGGGCUCCGCCACAAAGCAGAUGCAAAGCCGGGAUGAGAUGCGUGUCGCUGCCUUUUGUGCGGCUCCGGUGCUUCGAUCUGAAAUGCGAUUUAACAGCCGAAAAGCAAACAAAACAAACUACGUUGGCCAAAAAGGAAUCAAGUUACAGUGCGGGGAUAAAUGAGCGCGGACAGAUGAGAGUCGGGAGAAAGUGAAUUUGGAGGAUUUGGAGGCACUUUAGUUGCUCGGCUCGGCCGCUCGGCUCUUUGUGCUGCGGGGCUGCAGCUUUACGCGCUUGGAUAGAAAGGCCUCCAAGAUAGAUUCCCUCAGGAGUAAAGUGGACCUGCUGCGCCUCCCUCUGGCCCUCUCCACAAAGUCCAUCAGCAGUCGUAAGAGCCAGCUGGGCGUGGUCUGGGAGAAAGGCGGCGGCGGCUUGGGGGCAGGAGGGGCCCGGAAACCCCGCCCACCGCCGGCCUCCGACAUGGACAACGAGUCGACGUACUCGGGCUACUCCUACAAGUCGUCCCACUCACGAAGCUCCCGCAAACACAGGGAGAGGAGGGACCGGCAUCGCUCGAAGAGUCGCGACAGCACCAUCCGUGGAGACAAGUCUGUGAGCAUCCAGGCUCCAGGAGAGCCGCUGCUGGACGCCGAGUCCACCAGAGGAGACGACAGGGAUGACAACUGGGGCGAGACCACCACGGUGGUCACCGGCACAUCCGUGGACAGCGUUUCCAACGAGGAUCUGACGCGGAUGUCUAAGGACCUUGAGGAUUCUUCGCCUCUGCAGUGUCGCCGUUACCUCAGCCCGGCGCUGGGCGGCGUCCUGGGGCUCUUUGCUCUGGUCACUCCUCUGGCCUUCUUGGCCCUCCCGCAGCUCCUUUGGCGGGAUACACUGGAACCUUGCGGCACACCAUGUGAGGGCCUUUACAUUUCUCUGGCCUUCAAGCUCCUCAUCCUCCUCAUCUCCACCUGGGCGCUGUUUCUCCGCCCGCCCAGAGCCACUCUGCCACGCUUCUUCAUCUUCCGCUGUCUGCUGCUGGCAUUGGUCUUCCUCUUCGUGGCGUCCUAUUGGCUGUUCUACGGGGUGCGGGUGCUGGAGCCCAGAGAGACUGACUACAGGGGCAUUGUGGGAUAUGCAGCAUCACUGGUGGACGCGCUGCUGUUCAUCCAGUACCUCGCUCUGGUGCUGCUGGAGGUCCGACAUCUGCAGCCUGCUUUCUGCCUGAAGGUUGUGAGGACCACAGAUGGAGCUAGUCGCUUCUACAACGUGGGGCAUCUCAGUAUUCAGCGGGCAGCAGUGUGGGUUCUGGACCAGUACUACAACGACUUCCCGGUCUAUAACCCCGCCCUUCUCAACCUGCCCAAGUCCAUCCUCUCCAAGAAAAUGUCUGCCUUCAAGGUCUACAAUCUGGGGGAAGAGAACAGCACCAAUAACUCUACGGGUCAGUCCAGAACCAUGAUAGCAGCCGCUGCUCGAAAAAGAGACAAUUCCCACACCGAGUACUACUACGAGGAGGCAGAGGUGGAGCGGAGGGUCCGCAAACGUAAGGCCAGACUGGUGGUGGCAGUAGAAGAAGCCUUCACCCACAUCAAACGUCACCAGGACGAAGAUGCGACUGUGUCCUCCCCCAAACACCCGCGGGAAGUGAUGGACCCCAGGGAGGCGGCCCAGGCCAUCUUUGCCCCCAUGGCACGGGCCAUGCAGAAGUACCUCCGCGCCACCAGACAGCAGUCCUACCACAGCAUGGAGAGCAUCAUCAACCACCUGCAGUUCUGCAUCACGCACAACAUGACCCCCAAGGCUUUCCUUGAGCUUUACCUCAGCCCAGGUCCCACCCUCCAGUACCUGGACACCAGCAGGGGGCGCCAGUGGACACUAGUGAGUGAGGAGGCGGUGACUGCUGCUCUGCGUCAAGGCCAGGUCUUCUCCCUGAGACGCCUCGACUUCUCCCUGGUUGUCACGGUGACGCCCCUCCCCUUCCUGCGCCUGGGGGAGGAGUUCAUUGACCCCAAGAGGCACAAGUUUGUUAUGAAGCUCCAGUCAGAGACGUCUGUGUAGGAGGAUAAAUGAAAGUUACAAAUCUUUCAGGGGUAUCUUUUUUAAUACCUUUUUAGUUACUGAGAAAAAUAAGCGAGGCAGGAGAAAUACCUCACCGCUGACCUUGUUCCUCAAACAAACAUAAAACGAGACACUUUCCUCUAAGUGCUCACUGGUAACUUGUAAUACUGCACUACAGACUGCUUCCCGUUUCCAUGAUACUGAAGUAUUUGUUUUAAGUCGUGUUUCCAGACACAUUUACUUGACAUGUAUUAGAUUUUUUUGGUUAAAAAAAGAAAAAAAUGACCACUUGAGUCUAUAAAUUGGAUUUUAGCUACAUUUGUUAUUCAUGCCACAUUUAUUCAAGAGAACGUGGACUCUCUGUGUUCAAUAUAAAGUCCUUCUGACCUUUUUUUAUGCACGAUCAGACUUGAGAGGCUUCGUUUUAGCUCUCUUCUCUUUCCCCUUUUUACUUGAACUUCUUGUUUGCUUUCGAAUUUGACCUUUUACAGGCUAAAAAUAGGAAGAAUCAAGCAAUGACAUUUGGACAUUGACUGAAUUUGCUGACUGAAUUAAAUGGAGGUGGAACUGCUUUUGAACGGCUUCCUCUAUUUUUGAUCCCACUAACAAAGAGGACGUGCAUACUUUCCACUGUAAGUAUAAAGUAAGAAACACUGGAUGGACCUUUUUUUUAAAUGCACUGAGCAUUUCAUAAGUGCAUUGUUUGUGUUAUUUCCUGCUCAGGUCUUGUUGAAUCAUUUCUCGUUUCUGGAUAACCUACAGAAAGGCACUCCUGCACUGAGAAGAAAUAUAACUUUCCAAGCACAAUGUAGGUGCAACAUGGGACCAGUUCAUGUCCACUGGUAGCGGAGGUUUUCACCUUUUUGUUUUUUACAUAUGAGGUUUGAAUUGGACUCGAUAAGCUCCAGCACAAUACAGCCAAGUACCACCAGUGUGUUUCUUUUUGGCAGUUUGAUGUUAAUUACUGUCUUUGAUAUUUUUGAGUGUGUGAAUUUGUGUGUGUGGCUGCAUCAAAAGCCCCAGGUUCCCUCCAUGUAUGCAAUUAGGAAGGUCCUCAUCUUAAGUACAAUAUAAAUUAUGACUGGUCUCAUUUUAUACCUUUAAAAAAAACAACCCUAUAACAUUGUCAGACUCGAAAAAGAUCGAUCCAGAUUCAACACAUUCAACUUCCUGGUCACAACCUCGCGCCUACAUUACCCACGAUGCAACACAACCGCCAACCGGUUGCAAAUUUGCAUUACGCUACUUGCAGCUAAAGCCUCAAGUGGAUAUGAGAAGCGGGUUUCAGAUAUCUGCUAAGCUCACUUCUUUCUAGCUCCUCCCCCACAAGUGACAUCACUUGAGGCAAUUUAUCAGACUUCGCGCAGCCACAAAUGACUUUAUACAAUACAACUUAACAUAUGCAGCAGACGUUGGAGCGUUAAAAUCAGGGCACUUGCCCCUUUUUAACUAGUUUAGUUCAUAUUGUGCUCAUACAGUAUGAAUAAAGUUGCUUUAAGUUAUUGACACAAACAUCCAUAGAUCCUUAGUUUAUUAUUCAGCAUAGAAAAACACAUUAACAUGUAAAACCAGAACCAGUUCUUUGUUUUGGUGUUUUUUGCUUUAAAGAAUCACCAAUAAUCAAAAUAGUUGCAGAUUAAUUUUCAGUUGAUUAACUAACUGAUUAAUAGACUUAUCAUUCCACUUUUAGAGUACUAGUUGGUGCCGUAUAUACUAGGGGUCAACAUGGCCCCACAUGAGGCCUUGGGUUGCUCCAUAGUGUCUUUGUCACGCAGGACAUGUCCUUUUUACACUACAGAUAGAUUGUCGUGCCAAUCACAAGCAGUGUACUUGUACAUUACGGUGCUGUUUUCUAAGGUUGUAUUGUUCCUGUUUUUGACGGAUCACUUUGUUGUACUCGAUCUAAGCUCCUAACAUUUUGAAAAGCAUUGUCUUUAAAAGCAAGAUUGUUAUUUACUGGUACACUGUGUUUUUUGUUUAGGACAGAGUUGCUGUAAAAGGUUUUUAAUAAAUGUCAUUCAAAGUUG
Molecule: messenger RNA, 4153 nt
Organism: Cottoperca gobio
Lineage: Eukaryota; Metazoa; Chordata; Actinopteri; Perciformes; Bovichtidae
Product: vang-like protein 2
Exons: 8
Coding region: 546-2126 (526 amino acids)
Biological process (GO): multicellular organism development
Cellular component (GO): membrane
Source: RefSeq, a predicted model, not a curated record